UCGGAAGCUCGUGGUGUGAAGUGUUCGUAGGUCCUGCAGCGGGCAGCAUCACAGAGACGCGAGCAUGGAGAAUUUAGGCUAUGGUCCGGACCCCUCGGACCCUCAGGAGGGCAGAGGCGCUCGUGCCAUCUUCACGCCGCCCCCCAACGGCGUGAGCAAGCACCUCAAGAGCGGCGUGUACAGGAACGGCGUGCCACAGUUCGGCAAGAAUCACAAGAACGGCGCCGUGGACCCUGAGAAGAUUAUCACGGUGCUUGGUUCCGGCGAUUAUGGUCGCGCUUUGGCCGGCCGCCUCGUCAAGUCCGGCUACACCGUCUACAUCGGCUCCCGCGAUCCCAGCAGAGAAAACACAAUUGCGAUGGUGAAGCAGACAGGCGCUGUCCUGCUGCACCAGGACGAGGCUCUGGCGGCGAGCAGCAUGGUGGUGGUGGCCGUGGGUCGGGACCACUACGACAGCCUGCCGCUGGCCAGACUCAGAGGCAAGAUCGUGAUUGACGUGGCCAACAACACGGAGAUCAGGCGAGGCCCUCAUUACCAGAGUAACGCUGAGUACCUGCAAGGUCUGCUGCCGGAGUCGAGCGUCGUGAAGGGCUUCAAUGUUCUGUCGGCCUACGCACUGGAGAACGGCGGGCUGCAGGGCAGCAAGGAGGUCUUCAUCGCCGGCAACGACCCCGACGCGAAGGCGGCGGUGUCGCAGGUGGUGCGAGCGUGCGGGUUCACCCCCGUCGACUGGGGGACCAUCAAAGCCGCGCGCGACAUCGAGGACGUUCCGCUCAAGCUCAUGCCGUCCUGGAAGAAGCCUGUUGCUGUUGUCUUCGGUCUCUUCCUUUUCGUAUCCAUUAUCGCUCUUUUCAGUUUUCAGAUCUGCCGGAACAUACAAGACGGAGACUGGACGCAGAAUUGGACGACGCUUUUCAACACCAACUUCAACAGAGUCAUCGCUGUGGUGGCCCUCUGGACACUAGCCUUCUGCUACCUCCCUGGGUUGCUGGCCGCUUACGUGCAGCUGUGGCGGGGCACCAAGUAUAGCCGCUUCCCUGCCUGGCUCGGCGACUGGCUCAAGAUGCGCAAGCAGCUCGGCCUGCUCAUGCUCGGCAUGGCCGCUACGCAUGCAUGCAUGUCGGUGGCAUACGUGUCCCCCCAGACCCUGUCUUGGGUCUACGAGCCCGCCACCAACAUCCGAGUCUUGGUACAGGCCCCCAAUGGGACUACCUUUGAGAAGACAGAGCAGCUCUACAACUUCCAUUUCAACUGGCGCGGAGAACUCUUCCUUACGCUCGGGGCGCUGGCGAUGUGCCUGACGGUGGUGCUGGGCAUCACGUCCCUGCCGUCCGUGACGGCCACGAUGUCGUGGCGGGAGUUCACCUUCAUCCAGAGCAAGCUGGGCUGGGUGUGUCUCAUCUUCGCAAGCUUCCACGACAUUUUCCUGGCUUGGAAUUACAUGUUCCUCUACUUCGGCUGCUUCAACACGCUGCCCAUCGGACCUCAGUACGCGCUGUAUCCUUCUGCCCUGUGCGUUCUGUUGAAGCUGCCGCUGCUGCUGCCCUGCGUAGAUAACCACCUACAGAAGAUCCGUCGCGGCUACGAGAGGCAGUCCGUCAGGAAACAAAAGAACAUCGCUUGACACAUUUCCGUUCAACCAAAUUAAUUACUAGAACAGCUGGUUAACCUCCGACUUUAGGUUUUUCAUUCGCCACCCAUCAUCUGCAGGGAUUUGAAUUGGUUUGACUCAUGUUUUGAAUUCAAUUGAACAUGACUCAUCAAUUUGCAUUCCUGCCGAAUGAAAUGAACCAUUGCCUACCCGGCCAAUUUACUAAUAAUAUAAUGUCGAAUGAAUUUUUUUAGCAUAUGCGUCGAGUUGUGUCUGAGAGCGUAAUUCCGACUUGUACAUAUUUAAUCAUGUAGGCCUGUAGCAGUUUGCGGUAUGUCAAAAGCAAAGUUCUUGCCAGCGUUGAAAAAAACUUUAUUUUGCUUUCUGCUUCUAUUUUUAUGUCGUGUAUUUAAUUCAUUCGUAACUAACCAAGAAAAGCAGCACAAUAUUGCCAUAGUUGUCACACAUUUGUAGUCAUUUGUACCCAGCCAACGCUGAGUAUAAAUAUCCAACUUGCAUAGGUCCCGGCGAUGCAUUUUAUAUGUCUGAAAUUACACCUCUCUGCAUACUGGAAGACCAAUUCUGAACGAAAUAGGUAUGUAAAUAAAUUAAAGGGACUAAUAAUGAGCGUUUCCUAGAUAACUUGACGCCACAAAUUCUCGGCACCCCGACUUUUUGGAGGCUCUUAUCUACAACCAAGUUAAGUAAUACAACGCGUAGUUAUUAAGGACCCUAGUAAAUGCAUCACAUUGCAUCGGCAUUUAAAAAUAGAUCUAAGUUCAACCGUAUAGUUUGUUUUGGUACCUAAGUUUUAAGUUGUAUUUUUACUGCAUUUCAACUAUUCAGCAAAAAAUUGACUAACGAUUAAUGGCUCCUAGAAAUAACGAUCAUCAGGGAUUCCAUGUUGGCUCAAAUGAUGACCAAUUUUAAUUUAACAUGCGAGACUAAGUUUUUCCGUAUUUGCAUUGUGUCGCCUAUAGCGACAUUUCCACGCAGAAGCAUUCCCGCUUCAUAGUUUUCUUCAAGCCAUUCGACUGGAAAUUAAAUAUUGUUUAUGACGGAAUUCAAGCACGUAGAAUUUAGAAGGUUUAGGUAGUCGAAUUCUUCAUCUUUACCCAUGUAAUUAUAAUAUUAUUUUUAACUCCCGUUAUCGAAAGGCAGUUUAAUCAUGUAAAUACAGUAAUUUGUAAUGGAGCGACGGGAUAAGAGUUUCGUUUUGAAGCAGACUGCAUGCCUAUUCUUUAUGCUUAAAGUGAGCUGUGAUAUUUUAUUUCAGAAUAAUUUAAGUGAAAGUGUUUCCCUGCGUGAUGGCAGUGUUGGGCCUGCAACCCUUCAAUUUCAGACGAAGGCUCCUCCUGCAUAGCUGUCACAUUAAGGCAAUGGCUCCCAAACUGAAAUAUUUUACUACCUAAGGGUAAUUUACAACAUUUUUAAAGGAAUACUUGGAGGAGCAAGUGUUUAUUUCCGUUUGAGCAAUAAUUUCGAUAUGAUGUUAUGGACAGAUGUUUUGAAAAACGCUGCUGGCUUAGGAACGGAUAGUCUGUGGCCGUUGCAGAACAAGUGAGCAAAUCGCGCUCACAGAGACACUUUUUGUCGAACCCUUGCUCAUGGGAGCUUAUUUUAAUAGUCACUUCAACGAUAUUUUUUGGUAUCAGUGCCAAAAUCGAUUGAAAAAUGGCAUUUAAAAUCGAGUUAUCAGCACUCUUAGUCAUUCUGAAGAUAAAUAGACGUAUAAGAGAGCGCGUAAAAGAACUUGUUUACAGUAAUAACGUUGAAGGAAAAUAACAAUAAUAGGAUUCUUUUGGUCUAAUGUAGAGUCUCGGUCCCGAACGACGGAGACCAAACUGUUGGUGUCAUCUCAACCCAACCCUGACGAAGGUGGCUCUCCAUUCAUAAUUUGUUUACUUUAAUAAACUUUCGUGAUACUGAUAGAAUCAAAUUAUGCUAUUGAUUUUCUUAUUAUUUACCUUUUAUAAAAAUUAUAUAGGCGACAAACAAACUGUUGGUGUCAUCUCAACCCAACCCUGACGAAGGUGGCUCUCCAUUCAUAAUUUGUUUACUUUAAUAAACUUUCGUGCUACUGAUAGAAUCAAAUUAUGCUAUUGAUUUUCUUAUUAUUUACCUUUUAUAAAAAUUCUCUACUUUAUUUUCAUUCAAAACUCUCAGGAUGUGUGCAUUGUGCAUUACGGGAUGCCUUCUUUCUUAAUUCCAGAUAGAGGCUCUGCACUGAUGAUGAAUUCACGUUAACGUAGCCUGUGUAAAUCCCAUAUACUCGUUCUAUUUCUAAAAGCAUUUUUCUUCUAUCGGAGAGGUGUUAAAGCUUCACUGACAAACAUACUCUAUAUAGUCAACUGUUCCCUCUACCGAAGUAAAAGUUCCUCGAAAUUGG
This is a messenger RNA of Hyalella azteca, 3980 nucleotides long. Its product is annotated as metalloreductase STEAP4. Gene Ontology annotation, molecular function: ferric-chelate reductase (NADPH) activity; cupric reductase (NADH) activity. Lineage: Eukaryota; Metazoa; Arthropoda; Malacostraca; Amphipoda; Hyalellidae. The coding region runs from base 65 to 1624 and encodes 519 amino acids. The record is from RefSeq and is a predicted model, not a curated record. Gene Ontology annotation, cellular component: plasma membrane; endosome. The transcript has 11 exons. Gene Ontology annotation, biological process: copper ion import.